Molecule: messenger RNA, 2310 nt
Organism: Spodoptera littoralis (African cotton leafworm)
Lineage: Eukaryota; Metazoa; Arthropoda; Insecta; Lepidoptera; Noctuidae
Source: the annotation of a GenBank genome assembly
AUGGAAAACAUAAACUUUCAGCCGAGCGGGGAGGAGAUCGAACGAGCCUUGAUGGACCUGGGCCCCCUGCUCGGCGUCUCCAUCAAAGAGGAGGUCCCAGAGGAACUGACAGACGGUAGCGCACCGCCUGCAGUCUCGCUCAAUGUGAGUAGCACACCUGAUGGCGGGCUCGCUGGUGGCGGCGUCGCCGCCUCCGGCUGCCCCGAUGCCGCAGAGGCCGGCGACGCGGGCGCGCUGGGCGAGGUGGGCGAGGCCAGCAAGGCCGGGGCGGCGGACUCGCUGGCGUCGCCCGGCGCGUCGCGCGCGCCGCCCGCCGACACGCGCUGCGUGCUGUGCCACACGGUGCUCACUCUCGCGGAAGGCACGCCCAAGCUCAUGGAGUGCCUGCACUCGGCCUGUGAACCGUGUAUCAGAGCCAAGCUAGAAGAGAAGCAAGCCAGUUCAAGAGAUUUCUUAGGAGCAGAGCGGGUGACUAUUACGUGUCCCGCGUGUCGCCUGCAAUGUCAGGUGGCCAACAUGAUCGACCAACGCUUCGUACUUGAGAAAAUGGCACUGGAGCAAGCCGGCUCUAAUGGCGCGGGCGGCGAGCAGCAGUGCAACAGCUGCGAGGACACCGAGCCCGCCACCAGCUACUGCGUCGACUGCAACGAGUUCAUCUGUGACAACUGCGUGCACGCGCACCAGAGGCUGAAGAUCACCAAGGAGCACACCAUCAAGUCGCGGGACGAGGCGCUGGCCGAGCUGCAGGCGGCGGCGGGCGGCGCGCGCAGCGAGCAGGACAUGUUCUGCAGCGAGCACGUGCAGGAGCGCCUGACGCUGUUCUGCGAGACGUGCGACCGCCUCACGUGCCGCGACUGCCAGCUGCAGCACCACCGCGACCACAAGUACCAGUUCAGCACCGAGAUGGCGGCGCAGGCGCGCGCGCAGAUCUCGGCGCUGCUGUCGGAGGUCAGCUACAAGCGCGUGUUGCUGGGCUCCGCCAUGAAGGUCAUCCGCGACCGCCAGCAACUCAUCGCCGACAAGAAGAAGGCGCUGGUGCACGAGAUCACGCAGACCGUCGUCAAACUGACCAACGCCAUCAACACGCGCGGCAAGCAGCUCGUGCUGCGCCUCAACGAGGUCUGCGACGCCAAGCAGCGCACGCUCAGCGAGAAGAAGGACGCGCUCGAGCAACUGGCCGCCAUCACCGACCACUGCGUCGCCUUCGUCGGCCACUCCGUCGCCGCCGGCUCCGACACCGCCGUGCUGCACGCCAAGCGCGCCAUCACCGCGCAUCUGCAGCGCAUCAAGAGCCGCCGCGCCGACAUCCCCAACCCCGAGAUACCCGUGCGCAUCGCGCUCGCGCUCGACAAGCUGCCCGAGCUGUGCAAGGUGCUGGCCUCGCUCGGCGCCAUCGUCGUCGACGGCAAGCUGGACGGCGCGCCCGCCGCGCCCGCACCGCCCGCGCCGCCCGCCUACCCCGCGGCGGCGCCCAAGUGGCACAUCCCGCAGGACGGCGCGGCCGACUACAAGAUCACGCUGGGCCGCGCGCGCGCCCCGCCCGCCGUCACCUCCACCAACCCCAAGACGCCCAGCCCCAGCCUCAACGGCGGCGAGCUGGACAAGGUGUGCGCGGCGUCCGUGCAGGACCUCAUGGCCACCAUCGCCAAGCUGGACUCCAACGGGGUGCAGGUCGUGGCCGAGGCGGGCGAGCCCGCGCCCUCGCCCGCGCCCCACGUGCACUCGUCCACGGACGAGCCCAAGCCCGCGCCCGGCGACCCCAACGAGGACUGGUGCGCCGUCUGCAUGGACGGCGGCGAGCUCAUGUGCUGCGACAAGUGCCCCAAGGUGUUCCACCAGUACUGCCACAUCCCCACCAUCGACAAGCUGCCCGACGAGACGGAGACCUGGCAGUGCCUGCUCUGCGUCAACUUCGCGGAGCUGGCGCCCGGCGAGGCCGAGCGCGAGCGGCGCCUCAUGGAGCGCCUGACGCUGGAGCUGUACUGCCAGUACGAGCCCAGCCUGGCGCUGCGCGAGCCGCACGGGCCCGGCGGCAGCUGCCUGGACGCCAUCCGCGGCCGCCUGCAGCCGCGCAGCCCGCAGCGGUACACCCAGCUGGCGCACUACGUGGCCGACGUGCGCCAGCUCUUCCGCAACGUCUACCGCUACAACACGGCCGACAGCAGUAUCUACAAGGACGCCAAGCGGCUGGAGGAGUUCUUCGACGCGCAGCUACUGAAGUGGCUGCCGGAGUACGCGUACUGGUCGGGCGACGGCGAGCCGCCCAGCAAGCGCGCGCGCCCCGACCUCGCCCUGCCAGCGCCGCACUAG